Mangifera indica (mango) is the source of this 1774-nucleotide messenger RNA. RefSeq lists its product as uncharacterized. The transcript is spliced from 8 exons. Gene Ontology annotation, biological process: clathrin-dependent endocytosis; clathrin coat disassembly. The record is from RefSeq and is a predicted model, not a curated record. Gene Ontology annotation, cellular component: intracellular membrane-bounded organelle; cytoplasm; vesicle. Gene Ontology annotation, molecular function: clathrin binding. Bases 155 to 1498 code for a protein of 447 amino acids. NCBI's taxonomy places the organism in Eukaryota, Viridiplantae, Streptophyta, Magnoliopsida, Sapindales, Anacardiaceae.
CAUUAUUUUCCCAAUAACAAAACCAAAAGUAGCCGUCCAAAUUAAAGCUAAACAUCAAACACAUUAAUUCCUCCCACUGGGGUCGCCAUUCUCCAUCCAAACCUUCUUUCCAUUUGACUGAAUGAGCAUUUAGUUUUAGUGAGCGAAGACAGUUAUGGACGAAUCGUGGCGGAUGCGAAUGGGAUCAUCAAUGCAAUCAUUACCGUCUAGAAAAUCUAUGGCUGAGGGGGCGACACGUCACUCUUUCACUUCCACGACUCUCUGUCCCGAAGAUUUCUCCGACGUUUUCGGUGGCCCACCACGGACGCUUCUUUCUCGGAAAUCCUCCGCUGACUUUACCAGCUCCUCUUCCUUCUACACUGAGAUAUUUCGGAAUCCCUCUCCAGAGUUGCUUUCUCCGCCGAAAAUGAGGGGCCGAGUCUUGCCGGGCUUCAGGAUUCCAGUCAGGUACGAAGGCUUCUACGACGACGUUUUCUCUUACAACGGAAGGAAAUCAAGGGAGAGGUCUCGGCCCAAGUCCAUGUACAAGUCAAAUUCCUCGUCGGUAUUGAGCUCGGAGGAGCUGAGUCCUCUCCAGCAACCGGACGGAGAUGAUGUGGCAUUGUCUUCCUAUGCUUCCAAGCUCAGGCCGAUCAACGUUCCAUGUAGAUGGAACUCAGGAGACGAUGAAGAUGAUAAGGUUGAGGCAGAGGCAGAGGCAAGACAGGAUGAAGGUGAAGGGAUGGAAAAUGAAAACAGCAAUGAGUUUUGCCGAAGCUCUUAUUAUUAUGGAUUUUCAGGACGUGUUUCAUCCCCAGAAACCAUUAUUAGUCUUGAACGCAGUUCAUUUCCAACCAUAAAAGUGUGUCUGGAUGAUUUACAGCUGAUAAACUCCCCUUCUUCUCCUGCUGCCUCAUCACUACUUUGUCAAGAAGAACAAGUAAUCGAUGAUGAUGUUGCGAGUUCGUAUGUGAUCGAGAUCAAUCCUGACUAUAGAGAUGGGGCUGGCGAAGCAGUCUCCAUUGAUGAAGCCAUUGCUUGGGCCAAGGAGAGGUUUCACCAACAACCCAACCAAGUUUCUAAUGAAAGGUCUAAGGCUAAUGAAUUGUUAGAUCGAGAAAUUCAAGGACAUGGAACCGUGCGUAAGCUUUCUUCCAUGGGCGAACAGAAGAAUUCGACAACUGAAGAAGGAAAAGAGCAGUCAGAAAAAAAUACUGAAAUGGAGGUUUUGGAAGAAGAAAUAAGAUUGUGGGCAGCUGGUAAGGAAACCAAUAUCCGUUUGCUGCUUUCAGCCCUGCAUCAUAUACUAUGGCCCAACAGUGGUUGGUACGCUGUUGCCCUAACACACCUCAUCGAUAGUUCACAUGUGAAGAAGGCAUAUCAAAGAGCAAGGCUGUGUCUCCACCCAGACAAACUACAGCAAAGAGGAGCAACACCCCAACAAAAAUAUGUUGCAGAGAAGGUCUUUGCCAUCCUUCAGGAUGCAUGGACUGCAUUCAUCUCUGAAGGCUUCCUCUAAGUAGUGUUGCAUUCAAACCGUGGGAACUCAGCUUUUGACCAAAUGUGGAACACUCUGCUGAAACCUAGAAUCUAGUCCUGAAUACUGUUGGUAUCAUGUUGAUUUAUAUAUAAUAAAAUUAUGCGUACUUAUUUUAAAUUCACAAAUAUAUACACAAUCAUGUAAUAAUAUACAUAAGUGUGUACCUAUUUGUGUACUCAAAGUGAGUAUACAUAAUAUUAUUCAACUUUAUAAUGUAUUCCAACUAUAUAUAGAGAUUGCAAUUUUGAUUUUUGA